UAAAAUGGGUGCCAACUGAUAGGAUAGAACGGUCCAACAGGUGUUUUCAAGUGAUGGUUCAGUGGAUUUUUUCUGUUUUCAUUUGAAGCGUUGUCGGAAUCCAGUUGAGAUUUUUUAAAUUCAAAUCAAGCAAGAAAUCUACAUAAAUAACUACACGUCGCGACAUAGAAGCAAGGUGAAGAUUUCGAUUUGGUCGUUGUUCUAGUUACCGACGUAUGUACUCAUGGCUAUCGGAAAUCUUGGGCACGUGUACGUACACGCGGCGAUCGAUAAGUGUUACGGGAUUUGUUGUGAACUCGAAAUAACUGUGAAACCAACGACAGAUACAAGAAUGACGGCAGUUUCACGAUACUGAGUAUACAUGGAUCGUAGAUGGAGUAUAAGUUAUGAAAUAAAUCAUUUAAAAAUACGAACGGAUACGAAAAAAGAAUUACUCGCACUUCGAUGACACUUGGUUGAUCCUAGCCUACAAAACUGUCAGAUACAACUUUCUUAUGGAUUCAUUGGAGGAGGCUUAACUGAAAACCCAAAUAAAGAAGAUGUCUUGGUUCUUUGGAAAAAAGAAGCACCAUAAGGAGUCUCCUCCAGAAUCCUCCGAUGAAACACUACCAAAUCAAGGAGAUGAUUUCAUCUUUAUAGAACGACGUGGAAAUCCUGGACCUGAGUUACCAAGUGAUAGAAGUUCACAACCAAGUGGUGGUUUAUAUCCAGUUAUUGAUAACAUACCGUACAAUCCAACUCCUAUUCCUACAAACUUUCCAAAGCAAACUGCUCACAAUGAAAAUCAAAAUUAUCUGCAGGGUGUCCCAUUCAAAUUAUGCAAACAUUUAGAUAAUACCAUUUCUGGAGAUUCCGACAUUGAUAUGUUUAGAGUUAAUGAAAUAUUAUCUUUCAUUGUAAGAUUAGAAAAUGAAGAUUUCACAUACGACUUUACCCUUGAAACCAGUGUUGCAAAUGAAAUGGAUAGUAGAACCGAAUAAAUAAUGAAAAAAAUUAUUACAUGUUUUUAUCUGUUAAUGUAAACUAAAAAAAUGUACGUUUUCAAGAUGCGUCAUUGAGAGCAAAUUAUUGUACAACCUGUGAGAUUAUGCUUUUUCAAUUGUACAUAGACACAAUACAAUCACUUCUUGCAGCUUACUAAACACUUCUUUUUUAUAUGAAUUC
Messenger RNA from Cephus cinctus (wheat stem sawfly), 1164 nucleotides. RefSeq lists its product as uncharacterized. Lineage: Eukaryota; Metazoa; Arthropoda; Insecta; Hymenoptera; Cephidae. The record is from RefSeq and is a predicted model, not a curated record. The coding region runs from base 540 to 980 and encodes 146 amino acids. The transcript is spliced from 2 exons.